ACAAGCGCAAUGUGGUCCAUACUCUAAACAUACGCUGUCGGGAAAGAGAUGCAUGUCGAGCCUGCGCUCGAAAUACUUUUAGUGUCUGGGAAGAGGCGCCCAAAUAUCUCACGCAACAAGAAAGAAUACAGUUAAAAUCAAGUGUACAAAUGGAAGCCGAAUAAAUGCUGUGAAGAACUUAACCUGGAUCUGACAUCUUGGGACAGCAUCUUGCACGGAAGAAAUCACUGACAGUCGUGCUGCCGAUGCAAUUUCCCAAGGAAGCUUUGGAAGGGACAUUAAAAUCGGCAGCUCUCCGCUGCGAGUCAGCUGGAGCUCCAACCAAAAUGUGUAGCGAAUGCUAUACCAACCAGACGUUUGUUUACGAUGAUGGGACCGCGCACGAACACACAGCCAGGCCCUCACUUGAGACGGUGCAGAAAAACAACAGCAGCAACACUGGCAUCAUACUGGACAUCUCCACGCUGAAGAUGGCUGAGGUGGAUUCCGAGGUGCCCCCCCUCCCUCCUCGGUAUCGAUUUCGGGAUUUACUCCUAGGAGACCAGUCCUUCCAAAAUGACGACAGGGUGCAGGUGGAGUUUUACGUGAAUGAGAACACCUUUAAGGAGAGGCUGAAACUCUUCUUCAUCAAGAACCAAAGAUCAAGUCUCAGAAUCCGGAUCUUCAACUUUUGCCUGAAGCUGCUGUCGUGUCUCCUCUAUAUUGUGAGGGUCAUGGAUGAACCUGAAGCCGAGAGUGUGGACUCCAGUGUGGGCUCUCAGAGGAACAACACAGACUUUGAAAAGAUCAGCUGGGACAAGAUAUUUUGGGUGAACCGCAGGCUGCCGGUUUGGGCCAUACAGGUGAUCGUGGCCAUUAUCAGUUUCCUUGAGACGAUGCUUUUGACGUAUCUUAGCUACAAGGGGAACAUUUGGGAACAAAUCUUCCAGGUGUCCUUUGUCCUCGAGAUGAUCAACACAGUGCCCUUCAUCAUCACGGUAUUUUUGCGUGAUCUGAGAAGUAUUUUUAUCCCGGUGUUCCUCAACUGCUGGCUGGCUAAGAGUGCGUUAGAGAACAUGAUAAAUGAUCUGCAUCGAGCUAUACAGAGAACACAUUCUGCCAUGUUCAACCAGGUCCUCAUCCUCAUUUGUACUCUGCUUUGCCUCGUUUUUACUGGGACGUGUGGGAUCCAGCAUCUGGAGAGGGCAGGGAAGAAUCUCUCUCUGUUCAAGUCGCUGUAUUUCUGCAUCGUCACCUUCUCUACGGUGGGAUAUGGAGAUGUCACCCCUCGGAUCUGGCCGUCCCAGUUGCUGGUGGUCAUCAUGAUCUGUGUGGCUCUAGUAGUGCUCCCCCUACAGUUUGAGGAGCUCAUGUACCUCUGGAUGGAGAGGCAAAAGUCUGGGGGAAACUACAGCCGACAUCGCGCUCAGACGGAGAAGCACGUGGUGCUGUGUGUCAGCGCGCUCAAGAUCGACCUGCUCAUGGACUUCCUGAACGAGUUCUACGCUCACCCCAGAAUUCAGGAUUACUACGUUGUGAUCCUCUGUCCUACAGAGAUGGACAUUCAAGUACGCCGCAUUCUUCAAAUCCCACUCUGGUCGCAGAGAGUUAUCUACCUUCAGGGUUCUGUGUUAAAGGACCAAGAUCUAUUGAGGGCCAAGAUGGAUGAUGCUGAAGCCUGUUUCAUACUGAGUAGCAGAAAUGAAGUGGACCGCACGGCUGCAGAUCACCAGACCAUUCUGAGGGCUUGGGCUGUAAAGGACUUUGCCCCAAACUGCCCUCUCUACGUCCAGAUCCUCAAACCAGAGAACAAAUUUCAUGUGAAGUUUGCUGAUCAUGUGGUCUGUGAGGAGGAGUUCAAGUACGCUAUGUUGGCUCUGAACUGUGUGUGUCCAGCCACAUCCACACUGGUCACACUCCUAGUCCACACGUCCCGUGGACAGGAAGGCCAGCAAUCCCCAGAGCAGUGGCAAAGGAUGUACGGCCGUUGCUCGGGUAACGAGGUCUACCACAUCCGCCUCGGAGACAGCAAGUUCUUCGGCGAGUACGAUGGAAAGAGCUUCACUUAUGCUUCCUUCCAUGCCCACAAAAAGUAUGGAGUCUGUCUGAUUGGGGUCAAAAGAGAAGAUAACAAGAGCAUCCUGCUGAACCCAGGGCCCCGACACAUAAUGGCCGUCUCAGACACCUGCUACUACAUCAACAUCACCAAGGAGGAGAACUCCGCCUUCAUUUUCAAGCAAGAGGAGAAGCACAAGAGGAAAGGUCUACCUCCAGGUGGUCUCUAUGACGCCCCUUCCAGUCUCCCAGUCCACAGCAUCAUCGCCAGUAUGGUGGAUCAGUCCACUUCUUAUGGGACCGUUGCCAUGGACCUCCAGAACACGAACCCGCCCGACAGCAGCAGCAGCAAGCUGGCCCUCCCUGCCGAGAACGGGUCCGGUAGCCGUCGGCCCAGCAUCGCACCGGUCCUGGAGAUUGCAGACUCUGCUGCGAUCCUGCCGUGUGACCUACUCGGGGACCAAUCGGAGGAUGAGACAACCCAGUCUGAUGACGAAGGCUCCCUGGGCUCUGAGUAUGUCAAAGGGUACCCCCCCAAUUCCCCCUACAUCGGGAGUUCCCCCACCCUGUGCCACCUGCUGCUCUGCAAAGCCCCGUUCUGCUGCCUUAGGUUGGACAAGGGCUGCAAGCACAAUAGUUUUGAAGAUGCCAAAGCCUAUGGCUUUAAGAACAAGCUGAUCAUCGUGUCCGCCGAGACGGCAGGGAAUGGACUGUACAACUUCAUUGUCCCCCUCCGCGCUUACUACCGGCCCAGGAAGGAGCUCAACCCCAUCGUCCUGCUCCUGGACAACCCGCCAGAUAAUCACUUCCUGGAAGCCAUCUGCUGUUUUCCAAUGGUUUACUUCAUGGCGGGAACCAUUGACAACCUGGAUAACCUGCUCCAGUGUGGCAUCAUCUACGCCGACAACCUGGUGGUGGUGGACAAGGAGAGCACCAUGAGUGCCGAGGAAGACUAUAUGGCAGACGCCAAGACCAUCGUCAACGUGCAGACCAUGUUCAGGUCCAGGCUGGGCACAGCAGCCAGGGAGUCGACAGGCGUGACGAAAGGCAGCAAAAACAAAAUUAUCUUCCCACUGUUCCCCAGCCUCAGCAUCAUCACUGAGCUCACGCACCCCUCCAACAUGCGCUUCAUGCAGUUCCGUGCCAAGGACUGCUACUCCCUGGCUCUAUCCAGGCUGGAGAAGAAAGAGCGUGACAAGGGCUCGAACCUGGCCUUCAUGUUCCGGCUGCCGUUCGCCGCAGGCCGGGUGUUCAGCAUCAGCAUGCUCGACACGCUGCUCUACCAGUCCUUUGUGAAAGACUACAUGAUCCCAAUUGCACGGCUGCUCUUAGGCCUGGAUACCACACCUGGCUCAGGAUACCUGUGUGCUAUGAAAAUUUCAGAAGAGGAUCUCUGGAUCCGAACAUACGGACGGCUGUUUCAGAAGCUUUGCUCCUCCAGCGCAGAGAUCCCCAUCGGGAUCUACCGGACUGAGUCGCAUAUAUUCUCCUCCUCAGAGGUGUCCAUUAACGUGGACGAGCGUGAGGAUGCCAAGGAGCGGCACGAGUCCUGGAAGGAGAAGGGCACCCACCGGAACUCGACGGGCAGCGACCAGUCGGAGCACCCUCUGCUGCGGAAGAAGAGCAUGCAGUGGGCGCGGCGCCUGAGCCGCAGGAAUCCCAAGCCGGGGAGCCGUGCCGAGCGCAUCACGCAGCAGCGGCUCAACCUGUACCGGCGCUCGGAGCGGCAGGAGCUCUCUGAGCUGGUCAAGAACCGUAUGAAGCACCUGGGGCUGCCCACCAACGGAUACGAGGAUGUAGCUAAUUUAACUGCAAGCGAUGUGAUGAAUCGGGUAAACCUAGGAUAUUUGCAAGUGGCGCACACAGAUGAGAUGAACGACAACCAGAACACGUUGUCCUAUGUACUGAUUAACCCCUCGCCAGACACCAGGCUGGAGCUCAAUGACAUUGUGUACCUGAUCCGCCCGGACCCGCUGGCACACGUACCUGGCGAGUCGGCCCCACCCUCAACCAAGACCAACGUGCGCAUGAAGCAAGAGCUUGGGAUGGAGACCAAAGACGAGACCCAACUCUGAGCGGCCCGCCCCACCUCAACAACCAACAAACCCCCACAACUCACUUUCCUGACGGGCCCAGUCUGAAACUAACAAGCUGCUGGACGCAGAGAGACGGUGUGCUUGCUCUAGAUGUGCAUGGUUUACACAGAUGUCUGGCUGGGUGCCCCGUGCUGGGGCAGGUGAGCCCUCUCUUUGGGGGGGGGGGGGGCAACACAAAGAAUAAGGGCACAUUCAGGGAUCAGGCUUUUCCUAGAGCCUGGGAACAUUCUUUCAUUCCUCCAUUGAAAAUGGUUCUAGUGUUAUCCAUCUCCCGGGAAAUCAAAACCCAAACACACGAUAUUUGCUUUGCAUAGACGGGGCAGUGUCAGUUGGACCAAUCUGCUGAAAAAAAUACUUUUUUUUAGUUAUUCUUCUCCAUGCCAGUAGAAAUGUUUUUAUUUAUUUAUUUUUUUAGCGCUUAGUCAAAAUCAGCUUGUUCAUGCAGCUAUAGACUUUUACUGAAGCAAUUAAUGUGUUUACCUUGCAAGACCCCUCGUCAGACACUAUUUUCUUCAUAAGACAUUGUUAUAGUUCUGUAAUAUAACAUUUUACUGUAUUUGUUUGGCUUUUAGUUAGCACUUUUUUAACAGUGAGAUGCACUCUUUUUGCAGUGGUGAGGAGAACCAUGCGAUUUGGGGAUGGGGAGGGAGAGGAACAUUUUACUGGGAUUUUGUUUUCAGGACCAACAGAGAAUGGACAGAAGUGUCAGAGGGAGUCAGGGAUGAAAGGAAUCAAGGGCGUGGAAGCUGUAGGGACAGCGUCCAGCUGGUGCUCCAAUGAGAACGAAACCAUCAAUAAUCGUAGCGCAUGGGGUAGGCAGUAACCCCAAAACCCUCGGCCCCCAUCUCUUCAUCACAAAAUAAUGAUACCACCCCCGGCCCCAUAAACAACUCCAUUAUCAUUAGGGCCACUGCAAGUGCAAAAAAUACAUUUAUUUGCAAAGUGUGACACAGUCUUAUUCUGUAAACCCCCUACCGUUCAGUUUUGAGCAGUAUUCUCACAUGAUUCCUUUGAUGCUGUAACCUGCUCUUCUGUUGCCGUUCCCGUGGAUCCCGGAGGAUGCUACGCGGGGCAUUACCCAUCCGCUCUCCUGCAGCCCCAACUCAGGGUUCUUCUUGGACAGCUCUGUGUCAAGGACAGAGGUUGUGGGAAAGUGGUAUGUUAGUAUCUGGUCAUUUUAACCGGGUGGUUUGGAAUCGGUGUUCUGCAAAGCAGGUUUUUGUAGCAUUGUUGGAUCUUUUAUGUUACUUCUGAUGCUGUAUUAACAUUUUUAAAUGCAGAAAUUCGAGAUUCACUUUGCAUAUCACAAUAUGCAUAUUGUAAUAUCCAGUGGCUUGUCAUAUACUUAAAUGACGGCACGCUGACAUCCACUAUUACAGAGAAACGGCUCCUUUUCUGUUUGAGUUUGCCACCCGUGAUUCCUUCACGCCGGACGUUGUUCCGGGAACGGAUGCCGAAGCCAAAAGGGACGCGAAGCCAAGUGAACUCUGUACAAAUGGGGAAAAUGUUUACUAAUGUGCCCUGACGGGAAGUUUAAGAACAUUUACGUGGAAUUCUUUCCCUCCUCCACUGUGUAGGAACACCACCAAAUGGCACUGAAUCGCUUACAAAUCGUGCAAUUUCAGUAUUAGGUUGUUUUUCUUUAUGUUGUGGCUUCACCUGUUAUCUGUGCAAUAUUUUGAUGCUAUACUUCUUCACUGCACAUUUUGGUGGUAUAAGUCUUACCCCCUUCAUCCAGAAGGAAACAGGAUAUAGGAUGUAAGUACGACGAUAUUGCUGCUGUAAAACACUGUAAAAAAGAAACAUGUUCUAUCAGAACAUAGUUUACAUGAAUUAAAUUAGAGUAACAUACAGUGGAAUGGUUUGUUUGAUAUACUACAUUUGACAGUUUUACAUUUAUUAAAGAAUUACUGUAAUUGUAUACAUUUGUAUUUUGCAAUGGUAAAAUAGUUGAUGUAACAUAUGUAGGUAAAUGCUUGCAGAGAGGGGCUUCUUCUGGAGGUUUCUGUGGCUGUAACUGGGCCCAGUCUAACCAGAUAAUGAAAGCCUCACAAGAAACUAGGAAAUCGGAUCAGACUUACAGAUAAUUUACAGUGACACGGAUGUUUACAUACGUUCAAACAUUCAGUUUUCUGACAAUUAUACCUCACUUUAUGCCUGUCACUGUUGAAAAGUCGAUUUGAGGAAUUGCCUGGUGUGUUAUAGAGAGGAAUUAUGAAGGUAAAAUUGUCCAUUACGAUUGCUGUAUUAAAUGACGAACACUCUGAUUUCUCUAACGAUCCUAAGUGUUGAGAGUAGCACUUGUUGGAUAAUAGCUACAGGAUUAUCCGGUAAACAAACAUGGCUAAGAAGGUGCCAAGUCAGGAUGAAUUUGAUUUUGAGAUCUGAAGUUUAUAUCAUGUUAAUAUGUUUAUAGAGUACUGUUUUCCCCCCAUUUUUAAUUGUUUGUAUUUCUUUACUAUAGAAGAUAGGUAAAAGGUAGUUUUGCAGUAAUUGCAGUAAUCAUUCUAGAUUUUAUUGUAUUUAUUAAAUACUACCAUGUACGGUUGGAUUUGCUCUUACUGUGAUAUACUCAUUAUGUACUUUUUAAAAAGCAAAACCAGGUCCCAAAUCCACACUAAUCGAAACUCUCUCUAACAGGAAACAGCCCAAUGCACGCACAGCUCUAAUUUCAAUAAGCUACUUAUGUUUAUGCGGGUUUCGGAAGAACACUUCUGCAUUUCUGCUUAAGCAAAGUUUAUCUUUCCUUUAUUUAACCUGAAUGAAUUAUCCUACAUUAUAAUCAACUUAUUUGUUUUCGGUGGCAUUGUCACACAUGUGAUAAGAAUGUCGUUUAAUUGUUUAUUGACUCCAGUGCAUUUUAUUUAAAACACAAACGGUUCGCCUAGAGUGAAAUGAGAAAUUGCGACUUUUAUGCCAAACAAAUGGCACUAGAUAAUAGAUAAAUCCAUUUGAACCCACUAAGCCUAAACUUUUUCAUACAGAAUUCAUCCCAUAGGGUCAUUCAUUGUAAAUACCACAAUUCCGAAUUGUACUAAAAACAGAAAUAUAUUUUGCUAUAUGUUGCAUGAAGGAGCAAAUAACUCUUUUGUUCUCCAUGAAAUGGGUAUAAUCACACGUGAUUUAGUCAAAACGAUGGCAGCUGCCAAAACUGGACAAAAAUGAACGAGGUGCCUGAUCAGUUUGCCAGUUUGCUUAGAAACACCCUGAUUACACAUGUUCAUUGUAGAUCAUUUUCUCUCAUGCCCGGAUUAUAUUGACCAUUUCCACGACUACUAAAUUUGUAGAAAUGGACACAUAGCUAAAUUAUAUUAAGGAAUGGAAAGUAUAGUCAUCUCCUUGAUUUCAUGAUGCAUCUAAAGUUUUUUUCCCUUCAAUAAGCAUACGUAUCAUAUUUACCGAGAAUGCAUGCACAUCUCAUAUGUAUAUUUCACUACCGUAUUAAUAAAAAGAAUAAAGUUCAAUAAAUAUACCGCAUGUGACAUAGCUGUAUACUUCAUCAUGGGACUGGAGGUCCAGUGUGCAUGAGAGCCAUUUCCCUGCAUUUUACAUUAUUGUCAUCUGAAGCACAAAUAUCUUUCCCUUUAGUGGUGGUAAAUGAAAAUAGAGGAACAUGGGCUGUGUGACAGAGGAAUGACCCCCCCCUGCAUCAGCUGCUGCAGAGUCUGCUUAUAUCAGGCAUACCUCAGCUCUGAGCUGCUUUAGAAAGAGAAGUUAUUUGGCCAGAAGGUGGGGCUUCUGUUCCAUUUACCCCUGAAAGGGAAUCUCCCUUCCACAUUAUAAAUUUGCCAAACCCAAAGGUACUAUUGCUCUCCUGCAACCCUCACAUGUAACACCUCCAUGUCACGUCUCUCCAUGUCUUUGUUCCUUUACGUGACUUUCCGAAUGAAAUCUGACAAGUCUCGACAGCUCGGAAAUCUGUGCUGAAGAUUUUUCUCGUAGGAGUGUUUGUAAUUAUAAAUGCAUAAAAUAAACUUU
Paramormyrops kingsleyae is the source of this 8108-nucleotide messenger RNA. NCBI's taxonomy places the organism in Eukaryota, Metazoa, Chordata, Actinopteri, Osteoglossiformes, Mormyridae. The record is from RefSeq and is a predicted model, not a curated record.